CAUGUUUAGUUAGAUAAGUUGAUAAAAAUAAAUCGUGUAGUGAGUGUUUAUAAAAGGACAAGUGAAGGUGAAUAAAAGAAAAUUUGAAAACGAGUCAUCAAAAUAAUGCUCCACCAGUUCCGUCCCACAAUAGGAGUCAUAUUUAGUGUGGACACGGAUUUUAAGAAAUGUAAAGAAUAAUGGGUUAGAAAAGUUAGUGGCAUAUGUGGUCCACUUUUUUAUAUUGAUAUAUAAUAGAAUGUGAGUGAAGUGAGUUAGUGGAAUGUGAGACCUACUUACCAUUUAUGCAAAAAGUGAAAUACGACUCUUAUUGUGGGAUGGGAGGAGUAGGAAAGGGGUGAACCGAAGUUGGAAAAAAGGAAAGAAAAAAGAAGGGGAAAAGUUUAAAGAAUAUAGAAAAGUUUGGAAUAUAGAAAAGUUUAAAGAAUACAUAAAAGCAACCGAAUACAGAAAAGUUUAGAGAAUAUAGAAAAGUUUAAAGAAUAUAGAGUAGUAGCAUUAAGUUUGUGUUAGUAGCUCUCUUCUCUCUAUCUUCCGAAGUCCAAAACCGAAACCUCCCACAGCGAUUCGCGAUUGAGCCAACUUGGAAAAUAUUUAAAUUAGGUAUGAGCUUGUUUAUUGCGUAUUAGACUUUUUUGUUUUUCUUCAUUUGCCUACAGUCUUAAAGUUAUCGACGGAAUUUUCCUUUAGUCAGAAAUAUUACAAGCAGGUAGCUAUGUGAUGAUGGGCGUCAUGCUUCCAGAUUGCAUUGCUAUUCAAGAAACUUAUGAUACUAGUAGAUGUUAUUUAUACUACAACGAAAAAGAAAGGUUAGUAUAUGCUGGGGAGCAGAGUGUGUUUAGCACGCUCGUGAAGAUAGAAGUGGAACGAGCAACAAGAAACCCCAACUACGUUCACCUCCGAUUUAGUAAUUUCAACAGGUAUUGGUCGAAGAGGGAGAACAGCAACGUCGUCGUUGCUGAAUCAAAGCAGCCCGUGGAAGACAUAAAGGAUCCUUCAUGCACGUUGUUCCAGCCGGUUCAGGCACCUGGUCGGGAGGCAGGUUUGUUUUCAUUGAAUCACGUUCCGACCGGUCAGCGUGUGUCGGUAGCUUUCAGGACCUGGGACGUUUACGUGAGGGAAAACCCCCCAGAUUGCGUCAGUAUACUAACUUAUGUGGAUUGGAGUACAUUGGUGAAACUGCCUGCCCGUGUGGCUUUCAAAGGAGAUAACGGCAGGUACCUCAGAGGAAUAUCCAAGGAUGGGAACAACUACAUGCAGUUCUCAUCAAAUGAUCCUAAUGACUGGUCAUCCGGCCACAAGGUGUAUCUCAUGCCCAACGGAUAUGUCCGGAUAACAUCGGAUCACUGGAGGGGCCAGUUUUGGAGGCGCAGUCCUAGCUGGAUAUGGGCCGAUUCCGAUCAGUCUUCCAUCAACAAUCGCGACACUCUCUUCUGGCCGGUCAAAGUAGACGACAACAACACAAUUGCACUCCGCAAUGCGGGCAACAACCAAUACUGCUCUCGUCUCUCCUCCAGAUGGAAGCGCGACAUGUUAACUGCGGGCGCCCAGAACAUCACCAAGGAAGCAAGACUGGUGGUGCAAGAGCUCGUGUCCAAAAGAAACAUCUGCAACGUCAGAUAUCAGAUGCAGGAUGCUAGGAUAUACGACGAGCUGCCUUACGUGGCGGGCACAUCCAUUGUCACUAACACCGGCAGACAGGAGGCUACUAUGGCUGUUCAGGUUACGUAUCAAGACCAGAAAUCUUAUACUUUUAGCCGUAGCUUUUCUUUAACAGCCGGGGUGGAAGCCACCAUCAAAGCUGGCGUGCCCUUUAUUGCGGAAGGAGCGAUCAAAGUCUCUUUUAAUAUAAACGCCGCCCUCCAGUGGGCAGAGACCACCACCACCACCACAUCAGUUAUGGCUUCGAAUUCGGUUCCUGUACCUGCGAGGAGUACCGCUACGAUACAAUAUGUCGGGACGAAGGGCACCUGCGAUGUUCCUUAUUCCUACACACAGCAAGACAAGAGCUCCGCCAAUGGCAGUGUUUCUUACACUGAGCAGGCUGAUGGUAUUUACAAAGGCACCAGUUGUUACAACUUCCGCUUUGUUAUCAAAUCCACUCAGCGCCUUGACUGAGCAUCCCAUGCCGAUUUUCCCAAUCAUCAAUAACGUAAUGAAGUUGAUUUCUUA
This is a messenger RNA of Salvia hispanica, 2172 nucleotides long. RefSeq lists its product as uncharacterized. The record is from RefSeq and is a predicted model, not a curated record. NCBI's taxonomy places the organism in Eukaryota, Viridiplantae, Streptophyta, Magnoliopsida, Lamiales, Lamiaceae.